Molecule: messenger RNA, 1212 nt
Organism: Fusarium keratoplasticum
Lineage: Eukaryota; Fungi; Ascomycota; Sordariomycetes; Hypocreales; Nectriaceae
Product: Pyr-redox-2 domain-containing protein
Exons: 3
Molecular function (GO): oxidoreductase activity
Source: RefSeq, a predicted model, not a curated record
CUGAAUAUGCGGUUCCUUUCCACUCUCGUCGCUUCGGCGCUCAUCUCUCUCGGCAAUGCUGCUGCCAUUGCUCGAGGGGAUGUCCCUCCCGUGCCUCAGACCCAAUACGAUGCCAUCAUCGUGGGAGGUGGUCCUGCUGGCCUCGCUGCCUUGAGUGGCCUUGCUCGUGUGCGUCGAAAUGUUCUCCUCAUCGACUCGGGGGAGUAUAGAAAUGCUCCUACUCGACACAUGCACGAUGUCCCUGGCUUCGAUGGUGUCACACCUGCGUACUACCGCUGGGCCGCGCGUAAGCAGCUGUCUUACUAUGACACUGUCAAGAUGGAGAAUGGAACCGUCACCGACAUUAAGGCUCGCGACGAGAACACCUGGUUCUCUGUCACUGUCGACUACGGUAACAAGCAGAAGAAGACCUUGACCGCACGCAAGAUCGUCCUCGCCACUGGACUUCGUGACAUUCUUCCCGAGACACCUGGCGUCGAAGAGGCUUGGGGCAAGGGUAUCUUCUGGUGCCCUUGGUGCGACGGCCACGAGCACGCCGAUCAGCCACUCGGACUCCUCGGCCCUCUAGACAAGGUUGCUGGCAUGGUCCGUGAGAUGCUGACCCUGAACACUGACAUUGUCGCCUUUGUCAACGGAACCGACACUCGAGAUUCCCGUGCCCUGGCCGCCAAGGAUCUUCCUAAGUGGGAGGCAUACCUCAACAUCCACAACGUCACGGUCGACAACCGCACCAUCACCGAGAUUGAGAGGGUUGCCGAGGGAGCCAACGAGCACGCAGACCCCAGUCUUCCCAGUGUUCCUGAGAACGACUGGUUCAACGUCAAGUUUGACAAGGGAGAGCCCGUCGGCCGAGCUGCGUUCCUGGCCAGUUUCCCCGACGAGCAGCGAUCUGACGUUGGAGAGAAGGCAGGAGUUCAACUGUAUGGUGGUCGUCUGGCUGCUAACCAGUCUGCGGGUCUUGUCACAAACAUUCCCGGCAUCUACGCCGUUGGUGACGCCAACUCGGAUAACGUCACGAACGUGCCACAUGCCCUCUUCAGUGGCAAGCGGACAGCCGUGUUCCUACACGUCAAACUCGAGAGAGAGGACCAAGCCGAGGAGCUUGCUGGAGAGCCCGCCAAGCGUGACACCCAUCUGCAGGCACGCGAUGUUUGGGAGGCGAUGAAUGGCAAGCGGGGAGAUAUGCUGUAUGCUGGAAAGUUUGAUCAGUAA